Guillardia theta CCMP2712 is the source of this 1284-nucleotide messenger RNA. RefSeq lists its product as hypothetical. Gene Ontology annotation, molecular function: glycerate kinase activity. Gene Ontology annotation, biological process: protein phosphorylation. The transcript has 17 exons. Lineage: Eukaryota; Cryptophyceae; Pyrenomonadales; Geminigeraceae. The record is from RefSeq and is a predicted model, not a curated record. The coding region runs from base 1 to 1284 and encodes 427 amino acids. Gene Ontology annotation, cellular component: cytoplasm.
AUGCUCAGCAGGCGUUCAGCCUCGCUGUCUCGGCUGUCUGCCCAGAUCGUCUCGUUAGAGCUCUCGCAAGAUGCUCUCAACGUCAAGCACGGCUCGGCUACACAGCUGCAGGCCAGUGUCAAGAUGGCAAGAGCGGCAGAGAGCGUUCUCGGGGACCAGCUGAGAAGUGGGAUAGUGAUAUCUCAGCCCGAGUCUGAUGCAACGGGGCUGAGGAGUGAAGUUCACUUGGGGUCGAGGGGGAACAUCCCAGAUGCACGAGCAGUGCAGGCAGCGACAAAGGCCCUGAACAUGGCUCGGCAGUGCGGAGACGGGGACAUUCUGCUAGUCCUGAUAUCAGGAGGAGGGUCUGCGCUUCUUCCUGUACCCGUCGGCUCCAUCUCCUUGGAGGAUAAGGUUUCCACGACCAAGGCCCUCGCUACAGCUGGAGCAUCUAUCAAUGAGCUCAACACUGUAGGACGAGGAUGUGUCGCUUUUGCUGUCCGCAAGCACAUCUCCGCCGUCAAGGGAGGGAAGCUGGCCGCAGCGGCAUACCCUGCCAACGUUGUUUCCUUGAUCCUCUCCGACGUGUUGGACGACCCUAUCGAUGUCAUCGCGUCAGGCCCCACCACGUUCGACCCUUCGACGUUUGCGGAUGCCCUCAACCUGAUUGAAUCGCGGGGACUGGCUGCUUUGGUUCCUCAGUCUGUCAUUGAGUAUCUCCGUGCUGGAGCAGCGAGUGGAGCAGACGAAACGCUGAAAGAGGGCGACGCCAGGCUCUCUCGCAGUAAGAACUUUGUGAUAGGAAACAACAGGAUGGCAGCUGAGGCAGCGCUGGUCGAAUCGAAACGCUCUGUCUACGAGGAGACACGGCACAUGCAGCUCACAGAAUCGCGGAGACAGCGAGGCAGAUGUUCGCACAUGGCGCUCAUGGUGGCGGCGGAGCUUCAAGGCACAGACGGACAGGACGGCCCGACAGACGCAGCUGGUGCUUUCUGCGACGGUUCCACGAUCCAGCGGUCCCAGGCCCUCGGUCUAUCGUACAAGGAGGCACUGGAAACGUUCGACUCCUACACUUUCUUCGAGCAGGUCGGUAGUGAAAUCUCCUGCUGCAUUUCACUCACCGUCUUGCUUCUUCUUGCUCGCGCUGGAGGAGCCCUCGGAGAGCCAACGGGAAUGCAACUUAGCAGGAGGUACAAUCGCUUGUCCAGCAGGCGCUUCCAACUUGAGUUCUCAGGAUACUGCCCUCGAAAACCUUUAGCACAAGUAGCGCGUCAUACUAGAAUCUCAGCGCACCCAUCCUUCUGA